UUUUGACGGAAUUACUUCCGGUGCAUGAUGUUCACGUUUUAAUGUCCUUGGUGGAUUUCUCCUUAAAAAAUGCGAUAAAUAUCCCUUAAUACACACUUCGUUUUGUUCCUCCGGAUAUCUGACGGCAGCGGGAGUUUGCUCCGGAUCCAGUGAGACGGAAUGUCUUUAUUUUGGAGUGUGAGGCCGGCGCUGACGUCUCUGUUUCACGCAUCCCAGCAUGCAUCUCUCUGGUCGGGUCGCACCAUGGCCACUCUGAACCAGAUGCACCGUCAGGGGAAACCCAAAGCUCCUCCUCCGUCCGUCGGCGCCACGUUCGGCCGGCCGCAGCUAAAGGCCGUGGUUCUGAAGACCAUGAUCCGGAAACCCAAGAAGCCCAACUCGGCCAACAGGAAGUGCGCUCGGGUGCGCCUCUCCAACGGGAAGGAGGUGGUGGUGUUCAUCCCCGGGGAGGGCCACAACCUGCAGGAGCACAACGUGGUGCUGGUGGAGGGGGGGCGCACGCAGGACCUGCCUGGGGUCAAACUGAAGGUGGUGCGGGGGAAAUAUGACUGUGCUCACGUGGUGAAGAAGACGCACUGAUGAGUGUGUGUGUGUGUUAUAAGUGUGUGUGAUGUUGUGUAAUAAAUGAAGUGCCCAUGAGAA
Messenger RNA from Eleginops maclovinus (Patagonian blennie), 642 nucleotides. It is a transcript of the gene mrps12, whose product is annotated as mitochondrial ribosomal protein S12. The coding region runs from base 160 to 579 and encodes 139 amino acids. NCBI's taxonomy places the organism in Eukaryota, Metazoa, Chordata, Actinopteri, Perciformes, Eleginopidae. Gene Ontology annotation, biological process: translation. The record is from RefSeq and is a predicted model, not a curated record. Gene Ontology annotation, molecular function: structural constituent of ribosome. The transcript is spliced from 3 exons. Gene Ontology annotation, cellular component: small ribosomal subunit; ribosome.